Molecule: messenger RNA, 999 nt
Organism: Meloidogyne enterolobii
Lineage: Eukaryota; Metazoa; Nematoda; Chromadorea; Rhabditida; Meloidogynidae
Source: the annotation of a GenBank genome assembly
AUGUCUAUACACAAUAUAUAUUAUUUUGUUUGUUUGGCAAAUUUUCACAAUUUAUAUAUAUUUGUUUUGUUUCUUUCAUUUAUUGUUUUAAAUAAAAAUAAACACAAAAUAUUAUUUAAGGGGGAUCGAACCAGAAAAACAUUUUUAAAGAGAUGUUUUUAUUUUAUUCUGAUUUUUAAUGAGUAUAAAAACAUGUGUUUUUGAUAAUUGUUUUGUGUUUUUGAGUUUUAAUUUGUUUGUGUUUUUGUUUUGUAGUUGUUCUGAUUUUGUAAUUGUUUGUGUAUUUUUUUGUGUUGUAAUUUAAUUCUGAUUUUUAUUUAAUGUGUUUUUGUUGUUAUAUUCUGAUUGUUGUAAAAGUUUUUAUUUCUGUUUUUAUUCAGAUUUUUAUUUAAUGUUGUAAUCUAAUUCUGAUUUUUGUGGAUGUUUGUGUUCUUGUUUGUUUUUGUGUUUUUGUUGCAUUCUGAUUUUCGUUAAUGUUUGUGUUUUUGUCUUUAUUCUGAUUUUUGUGGAUGUUUGUGUUUUUGUUUGGUUUUGUGUUUUUAUGGUUGUUUUUGUUGCGUUCUGAUUUUUGUUAAUGUUUGUGGUUUUGUAUGGUUGUGUUUUUAUUCUGAUUUUUAAUUUUGUAUUUUUUCUGUUUAAUUCUGAUUUGAUUAUUUAAGUUCGAUCCCUCCAAUAAUAUUUACUUUGAAUAAAAUUUGUGUUUUCUUUUUCUCUUUUGCAUUAAAAUGCUCUCUAGAAACUUUAACGGUAUAUAAAGUAAAUUUACGGAAAUUAAAUUUUUUCUAAAUUUUAAUUUUCUGAAGGUUUUUAUCGAAAAAAAAUAUUUUUUAAAAAUAAAAUUUUAACAAUUUUUGAAAUUUACAAAAAUUAUUUUCUCUUUCUAAAUAUAAAAACGCUCCAAUUAACACCUUUUCUUAUUUGUUUUUCCCUCGGUUAUUUAUUAUUAAUUUUAUUUUUAAAAAAUUUGCUCAUGGAAUGCGCCAUGUUUUAAAAUUUAUU